This is a messenger RNA of Rhineura floridana, 981 nucleotides long. RefSeq names its product olfactory receptor 14A16-like. Gene Ontology annotation, biological process: G protein-coupled receptor signaling pathway. The transcript has a single exon. Gene Ontology annotation, molecular function: olfactory receptor activity; odorant binding; G protein-coupled receptor activity. The coding region runs from base 1 to 981 and encodes 326 amino acids. Lineage: Eukaryota; Metazoa; Chordata; Lepidosauria; Squamata; Rhineuridae. The record is from RefSeq and is a predicted model, not a curated record. Gene Ontology annotation, cellular component: membrane.
AUGGAUGUUAAGGAGGAAAGCAUAGCUAAUAAAUCCUCUCUGACAGAAUUUCUUCUCCUGGAAUUCUCAGAGGUUCGGGAACAACAGAUUCUCCACUUCUUUGUGUUCCUUGUUUUUUAUCUGGCAACAGUUACAGGGAAUCUUCUCAUCAUCUCUGUAGUAGCCUUUGACCACCAUCUGCACACCCCCAUGUACUUGUUCCUCAUGAACUUAGUGAUACAGGACCUAGGCCAAGUUUCAGUCAUUUCCCCCAAAUCCAUGGCCAAUUCUAUAAUGAACACAAGGCACAUUUCCUAUUCUGGGUGUGUGACUCAAGUCCUCUUCUUUCUCUUCUUUGCAAUAUCAGACUUUUUUCUUCUCACAGUCAUGGCAUACGAUCGAUACAUUGCCAUUUGUAACCCAUUACAAUAUGAAAUGCUGAUGAAUAAGCAAGCUUGCAUCCAAAUGAUUGCUAGUGUAUGGAUCAGCAGCUUUUUCUAUGGAGUGUUACACACCGGAGGCACUUUUGCAUCACCCUUUUGCUCCAAUGUUGUCAAUCAGUUUUUCUGUGAAAUCCCACAGUUACUUAAGCUGACCUGCUCUGAUUUGUACCUAAUUGAAACGGGGGUUAUUGUGUUAAAUGCUGUCACUGGCAUAGGCUGUUUUAUCUUCAUCAUUAUAACCUACAUGCACAUCUUCACUGCAGUGCUAAGGAAACCCUCCACUGAAGGAAGGCAAAAGGCCUUCUCAAAAUGCCUUCCCCACCUCAUGGUUGUCUCCAUAUUUGUAUUCACUGGAUAUUUUGCCUUCCUCAGGUUGCCCUCUAAUAGUCCAUCACACCUAGAUUUGGCAAUUGCAGUGAUAUAUUCCAUGGUUCCACCCUUGAUGAAUCCAGUAAUCUACAGCAUGAGAAACAAGGAUAUUAAAAAUGCUCUCUCGAAGCUAUUUGGUUUAAGGCAUUCUUCUGUGAAUAGCUCCUCAAGUCAUAUUCUGCAAAGGUGA